CACUCUCACAAAUUUUCCAAUCUCUCAAACCCAACUUACAGAAAAAAAAAGACAAUGGACCUCUCAGAAAUUGCCAAAAAGCUUGGCCUCUCACAACCCAAACACCUUAUCCGCAAAGCCGCAGAGCUCCGCCGCCUAGCAGACGCCCAAUUUGAUUCCUCUAUCAUUGGUGUUGGGGAGAUCUGCAAGGCUAUAAUGUGCUUAGAGAUUGCUGCUUCUAGGAUGGAUGUGAUCUUUGAUCGACAAGCAGCGAUAAGGUUAAGUGGGAUGUCAGAGAGGGCUUAUAUUAGAUCCUUCAAUUCAAUGCAAAACGGCAUUGGAGUCAAGAACAAUGUUGAUGUUAGAGAAUUGGCAGUCCAAUUCGGAUGUGUAAGGCUCAUUCCAUUUGUACACAAAGGCUUGUCUUUAUACAAGGAUCGAUUUCUUUCUUCCUUGCCCCCAUCUCGUAGGGGCACUGCUGAUUUCACUCGCCCUGUAUUCACUGCUGUUGCAUUCUACCUUUGCGCGAAAAAAUACAAGCUGAACGUAGAUAAGAUAAAGUUGAUUGAAAUCUGUGGCACCUCAGAAUCUGAAUUUUCAAGUGUAUCCAUCUCCAUGAGGGACCUAUGCUUCGACGAGUUUGGCGUGUCAAAGGAGAAAAAGGAUCCUAGGGAAAUAAAAGGAAACCGAGCACUGCUGGAUGCAUUGCCUGAAAAGAGGACGGUGGAGGAUGGUGGUUAUUUAUCUGAUGAUGGUGGGGAGCCUUCUGCCUAUAAAAAGCGUAAGCGAAAGGACAGACACGAUUAUGAAGAGUGGAAAUCUACAGUUCUGGGUUGUAAUGGUCGCACCAAGGCCAAAGCCCCUGCUAGGAGCGCAAAACAAGCCAAGCUCAACUUUUUCAAGAAGGCUGUUGAAACACAGGUGUAAGCUACAUGAGGCACAUUCUUCCUCCUUUCGGCUUUUGUUGAUGAGCUUUCGGAUUCAUGUUAUCUCACGAGAGCCGAAUGACUAAUUCUUUUAUUUAUACUCUUAACUGGAGAUGCGCAUUGGUUCAUGCCGACUCCCAACCUCUUUUGUUGGUGCUGCCUUUUCCAUGGGUCGCAAAAUGAGCAACAUGCAUAGGAAGUGCCCAGUAGUAACUUAAAAACUGCUCUAGCGUCACAGAGAUCGCUGUGUGCUGUACGAAGCAGGAAAAAGUAUAUAUUUACUAAUGUACAUGGUUACCUA
Coffea eugenioides is the source of this 1206-nucleotide messenger RNA. Its product is annotated as origin of replication complex subunit 6. Gene Ontology annotation, molecular function: DNA binding. The transcript has 10 exons. The coding region runs from base 55 to 906 and encodes 283 amino acids. The record is from RefSeq and is a predicted model, not a curated record. Gene Ontology annotation, biological process: DNA replication; DNA replication initiation. Gene Ontology annotation, cellular component: nuclear origin of replication recognition complex. Lineage: Eukaryota; Viridiplantae; Streptophyta; Magnoliopsida; Gentianales; Rubiaceae.